UCUGUAAAAUUGCUAGUAGUUUGUCUCGUAUAUUCACGCAAAGCAGUUUUGUAAUGACUAUUCAUCUGUUUGUUAUUUAGCUAAAUGUGACGAUAAUAUUUGAAUAUAAAUACAAAAUUAUACUUUUAAUAAAUGCAUUGAAUGAUCUUAAAUCUUACAUUAAAUUUACUUAGACUGUUUUGUUGUGUGAUAAAUUUUAAAACAUUGAAGGUCAUUAUGUAUUGAUCAUAAUGAUGCAACAUAAUACUAUGGAGAAUAUAAAAAAUACCACAAGUUCGCUUUUAAAAAUAAUAUCAUUAAAUGAUUUGCCAAACAUUGAAACAGACUUUACAUUGAAUAGUACAUCUGAAACAGAAACAGAAUUUUCACAGCAAAUUAAUAAUGUGCAACAAUUAUGGAGUUUACCUAAAACAACUGUGAAUUCAUUGGAAGAUAAAUCUUUAACAUUUAACAUAUCAAGGAGUACUGUACAUGUUUCUACAACAACCUUACAGUCUACUGAUGAAUUUGGACCACCAGAAGGGAUAGAAUAUAUUUUUGUACCACUUGGUGUUAUGGUCUUCGUCAUUGUAUUAUCUGCUGUGGUAUUUAUUAUAUCAAGAAAACGAAAGUUGGAGCGCUUAAGACAUAGACUAAUGCCAAUGUACAAUUUUGAUCCUGGAGAAGAAGAGGAAGAUGACUGGGAAACUGAACUAUUGGAUGAAUGUUAUAAUAAUCAUCAAAGACGAGACUAAUUUUACAGCAAGGAUACCAAUCCAUGGACAUAGAUGAUAAUGCUGAACUUUUUGGUGAUCAUUGACAAGAUAUCAAUUACUGUUUGACCAAAUUUCAUUUAUCUUUUAUGCAUUAAGAAUAUAGUUCAUUAAAAUAUGCUUGAUAUAACAGUAUUAAAUGAUGUCAAAAAAUGAAAUGCAGAUAUAUACAAAAAUAUUAUAUAACACAGUUCAUAAAAUUUAUAGUUUUUGUAAUUAACUACAUUUUUCUUGUAUCUUCUAAUGCAGCUUUUAUAGAAAACAAUGUAUUAAAGUACAAAAACAGUAUUUUAAACUUUUAUCUAUUUUAUCAUAGUAAAAAUACAACGUAAAAUUGUCUCUAACUCUAGUGCCUUUCGUUGUCUAAAAAAGCUUUAUAUUAUUUUGAAAUUUACUGAUUGUUAUUAUCAAUUACUCUCAUUAACAAAGUACUGUGAUUAUUAUCUAUUGCGAAUAACAUUGUAACCAUAUAUAUAAUUCACUCUCCUAUUUUUCCUGAUGUAACAAUUAUUACAUAAAUAUAUUCUCUGUAACAUAACAAAUUUAUAUUUAUAAAACUUAAUUUGUAUCUGUUUGUUUAACAAAUUAUAUGCAUAUAGCAAUUUUUAUACAUCCAAAAUUUUAACGAUUAUUGGGCAUGCAAAUCAUUACUGAAAUUUUAUGUUAUAUGUUUAUAAUUAAAAUACUAAUUUUUUACAUUAUAUAAUUUGUAAUUUUCAAAAUUAAUAGUAUAUAUGCAAAACGAUUCAUAUAACUACAACUAUUCGUAAGAAAUAUUUUAAACGAAAAGAUCUUCUGCAAAUCGGAGCAAGAAAAUAUUUCAUAAAAUAAAAAUCUAAUUCAAAACCAAACAUUAUAAAGAAAAGAAUUUAAGAUGACAUGUAUAAGAUAUUGUUACAAGUUUUAAAAAUAAAUUUUAUAAAAUAACAAUAAUGUAAUUGCAAGUACUUGUAAAUAUAUACUGUUCUGCAUACAAAGUACUUUAUUAAAAUUUU
Vespa velutina is the source of this 1747-nucleotide messenger RNA. RefSeq lists its product as uncharacterized. NCBI's taxonomy places the organism in Eukaryota, Metazoa, Arthropoda, Insecta, Hymenoptera, Vespidae. The transcript has 4 exons. The record is from RefSeq and is a predicted model, not a curated record. The coding region runs from base 231 to 734 and encodes 167 amino acids.